GUUACUCGCGGAUAGAUAAAUUCAAGCAUCGAUACUGUUUGCCUUCACGAAUCAAUUUCAGUAUCAAAACAAUAUCAACCAACAGCAAUAACAACACAGCCAGCAGAAGCAGUUAUUAUUGCUGAUCCCAAUAGGCCAAAAAAAGAGUUUGGAGGGCAAGUGAACAACAACACAUCGACAAGACCACCACUACAACUACCACGACGACUUAAUAAACAUGAAAACAUAUCCUUUGGUAAGCCAAAACCAACAUGGCCAUCAUCCGUUCAAUCGAACCAAGAGUCGUAUCAAACCAUCACUGCCACCAAAACAACAACAACAACAGCAGCAGCAGCAGACCGAAGAGCAGCAAUGCCCGCCAAAGGAAACGGAUGUUACACUUGUGAUGGGUCGUGCUCCAUGGUGGAUACCAUCACCAGUCGCCGCAACAAUGGCGGGCAGCCAAACGCGAAAUUUUACAUUCGCCGAAGCAUUGAAAGUAUUUUUGCAGAAUUUCUCAUUUCACAGUUACGGGAAAUUAGUUGAGCCGGGUAGACCUUGCCAAGAAAAACUAUUUUGGCUUGCUUUUCAUAUCCUGGCAAUGUCGGCACUAAUUAUUUUCCUUACGAAUUACCACAAUACUGACCAACGACUGCUGACCACCUCCAUUUACAAUCCCAUAUAUCCCAUAAGUGAAGUCUCAUUUCCGGCUGUAUCGAUUUGUUCAAUGAAUCGCAUAUCGAAUGAAUCGGCCAAGCUGUAUGCCCGAGAACUCCAACGCAAAGAUCCCCGAAAACGCAGCGCGGAAUAUUUCUACGGGCAAAUUAAAUAUUUGCAAUACAAUUACUAUGAACCUGGUGAAAUGCCCGAUUAUGAGAAGGCAUUGAAAUUUCAACGUUUUCUCGAUAUCUAUGACCGGAAGGACGAUGAGCUGUUCUUUAAUACAAGGCGACGAAUGGCCAUGCUGACUCCAAAUUGCAGUAGCAUUUUGAAAGUAUGCCGCUUGGGUGGUGAAGACGCCGACUGUCUUCGUGAAUUCACUGAAACAUUUACCGCACGAGGUCUAUGCUGUACAUUUAAUCGGAAUAGAAAAUACUCAGCGAAACGUAAAUUUCGUCAUCGUUUUCUUGGACCAGAUAUGGGAUUGGUAGUUCUACUGAAUGCAUCGCAAAAGGAUGAUUUUAUACCGUCCGUUACAUCGGAGAGAUUUGAGGUUUUCAUCCACAGUUCCCACACCGCCCCUGAUCCCUCUUCCGGUAGUGUAGAAGUCCGAAUUGUGGAAGGAGGAAAAAACACUUUUCUGGCCUUAAAGCCGCGAAUUUUUCAAACGAUCGAUGAAGUUCGCUAUUACAAACCUAAAGUGCGCAAUUGCAUGUUCAACGAUGAACUACCCGAUGUAUUCGGAAAAUCAUAUACCUACAGUAAUUGCAUCUCCUAUUGUCGGACACGCAGUCAGGUGGUGUUGUGUGAAUGUCUACCCUUUAUGGCGAACAGUUUGAAUAUUUCAUCAUCUACCGCUUUCUGCACCCUGCAGCAUCGUGGGUGUCUGAUGCGUUAUGAUUUUAAAUGGUAUAAUGUUAUGACUCAGCGCCCAAACACCGUUGGCCUGGAUCGCGAAAUGGAGGACUCAUUGUAUUGUCCAUAUUGUCUACCCACCUGUAGUGAAACACAAUACACGGUCACAGUAAUGGAUUUACCAUUGAAUAAAUUUAAUAUGAAAUCAUUUCCAAGGCAUAAAGAAAACUAUUCCGAUUUAGCUGUGCUUCAUGUUUAUUUCGGUGUCACCAAUGGAGUGUUUUAUCGCCGAUUCUUGUUGAAUUCCUGGUUUGAAAAAUUCAGUUACAUUGGUAGCAUUUGUGGCGUUAUAGCUGGAUUUUCAUUAAUUGGCAUCGGGGAGGUGAUUUUCUUUGUCGUGCAACAACUUAUUAUGGCACUACGUAGUGAUGCAUACACGGAAGAAAGGAAGAACCGUAGGCGAAAGGCUACGAAUCCCCUACUAAUCUUACCUUAAAAUAUUUGUGAGAUGAAUCGUCAAAGCAAUAGUUUUUCAAAAUUGGAAAUCAUUGGAAUAAACAUACUUACAUAAAAUUGUAGGAAAGCCCAUCACUUACCAUGGAUCAAA
This is a messenger RNA of Musca domestica (house fly), 2101 nucleotides long. RefSeq names its product sodium channel protein Nach (gene ppk24). The record is from RefSeq and is a predicted model, not a curated record. The transcript has 10 exons. Gene Ontology annotation, molecular function: ligand-gated sodium channel activity. The coding region runs from base 218 to 1990 and encodes 590 amino acids. NCBI's taxonomy places the organism in Eukaryota, Metazoa, Arthropoda, Insecta, Diptera, Muscidae. Gene Ontology annotation, cellular component: membrane. Gene Ontology annotation, biological process: sodium ion transmembrane transport.